Messenger RNA from Dicrocoelium dendriticum, 231 nucleotides. NCBI's taxonomy places the organism in Eukaryota, Metazoa, Platyhelminthes, Trematoda, Plagiorchiida, Dicrocoeliidae. The record is from the annotation of a GenBank genome assembly.
AUGCCAUACCGUGGGGGCUGGGGGGGGGGGGGGGGUGGGGGGGGGGGUGGGGGGGGGGGGGGGGGGGGGGGGGGGGGGGGGGGGGGGGGGGGGGGGGGGGGGUCGGACGGGGAGCAUAUAACAUAUCAUAGUGUGUGCCCCAGGAACCAACGCCAUCAUAUCGGGGGAUGGGGGGGGGGGGGGGUGGGGGGGGGUGGGGGGGGCAUUUUGCAGAUGCCGAUUACCCUCUAG